Molecule: messenger RNA, 549 nt
Organism: Encephalitozoon intestinalis ATCC 50506
Lineage: Eukaryota; Fungi; Microsporidia; Unikaryonidae
Product: U3 small nucleolar ribonucleoprotein
Exons: 1
Coding region: 1-549 (182 amino acids)
Biological process (GO): maturation of 5.8S rRNA; maturation of LSU-rRNA
Cellular component (GO): nucleolus; preribosome, large subunit precursor
Molecular function (GO): rRNA primary transcript binding
Source: RefSeq, a predicted model, not a curated record
AUGAGAGUGUCUAUAUCGAUUCCGCAUAAUCCUCAUAAAGAUACAACGGCACUACAAAAGGAACUCUUAGAUAUAAUUCCAAACUCUUAUGGUGGAGAUCCCGAUGAGAGGUCCGAGGUGAUCAUAAGAAUAGUUGAAGAUGUGGGGCCUCAGUGGAUAGUUUUUAAGGAUGAGAAGAUACAGCUGGUUCUAAAGAUAGUCCAGUACAAAUCCAGAGACUAUCUAAGGGUGUCCAAGCCCAUUUCAAAAGAUCAUCCACCUCAACUCAUUGUAAAUAACUUCACAACAGAUAUAGGAAUGCAGGUAGUUGAAUUUCUAGCUGGUAUGUUCCCAUUCCAUCCAAGCUCUAGACAAGUUGUAAACUUCACCGUCCAGGGUGAUUUCAUCUACUUCAGAUUAUAUAGAUACUGUUUUGGGGAAAAGAGUCCUAUUAUGGAGAAUGUUGGGCCGCAUCUGACUCUUAGGCUCUGGAAAAUAAUAGAAUACAGUGGAAAUGAGAAGAAAGUCAUGAAUUUCAAGAAGUUUAUCAAAAACUCAAGCAUACUAUGA